AUUGUCACUUCGGCCAACACACAAGAUGAGACUUUACCACCGUAGAGCGACUUUUUGCAAAAAGAUGAGGGGGAAACUCAGUAAGAUGUCGGAGAAGCGAAAUAUACGAGAUCACAAACGUAGAUUGCUCGCGGCUAAAUAUGAAUUGAGACGAAAGCUUUAUAAAGCCUUUUGUAAAGAUCCCGAUCUUCCUAGUGAUAUGCGAGACAAACAUCGUUAUAAGUUGUCCAUUCCAAGAAAUAGUUCCUUUGCACGAGUAAGAAACCGAUGUAUUUUCACGGGUCGCCCUCGUUCCGUAUAUGAGUUCUUUCGAAUUUCUCGUAUCGUUUUUCGUGGAUUAGUAUCUCGAGGUCCUUUGAUGGGCAUAAAGAAAUCGUCUUGGUAGCAACCACCAAACCAAUAGAACAAGGGUUAGCUCUGCAGUUGGUCUACAAGCAAGGUAAGUAGGUCCAUUACUGGCCGGCUCCGGACCGAAAAGACCUAACGGAGUAAUCCCUUAUCUCGGAUCGGAAAUGCUAACUGGGCAGGAAUCGAAGUGGGGGAUCUCUUUACCGCCUGUGUCUAUCUCCUGCCAAGUAUGCUCCCCAGACAUAGACUACGUACAGGGUAGUACUCUUGGAAAGAUAGAAUAUCCCCGUGUGAACAUAACAUUAAGUUACGAAUGCAACUCCUGAGGGAUCUACCACUAUUCUAAAUAUAGUAAGGCGGAGAACUGUUGUUCAUUGGAGCACCGGAGUGCAGGGGUUGUUUCCAUCAUUGAAGUCAGAGUCUGGGACUGAGCCUUCCGA
Camellia sinensis is the source of this 788-nucleotide messenger RNA. NCBI's taxonomy places the organism in Eukaryota, Viridiplantae, Streptophyta, Magnoliopsida, Ericales, Theaceae. The record is from RefSeq and is a predicted model, not a curated record.